Molecule: messenger RNA, 1645 nt
Organism: Pogoniulus pusillus (Red-fronted tinkerbird)
Lineage: Eukaryota; Metazoa; Chordata; Aves; Piciformes; Lybiidae
Gene: POMK
Product: protein O-mannose kinase
Exons: 2
Coding region: 300-1361 (353 amino acids)
Biological process (GO): carbohydrate phosphorylation; protein phosphorylation; protein O-linked glycosylation
Cellular component (GO): endoplasmic reticulum membrane
Molecular function (GO): ATP binding; carbohydrate kinase activity; protein kinase activity
Source: RefSeq, a predicted model, not a curated record
CCCUCCCCCGUCCCGGGCCUGCGGCCGCCUGCGCCCCGGGCAGCGGCGGCCCGAGCGGGCGGCCGGCAGCCAGGGCCUGCCUGUGUGGGGGACCAGGGGGUGCACAGGAGGCGAGCGUGGCGCUUGGAGCCGCUGGGGACGUGCGGCCCUCCUCCUGGGCCGUAAGCUCGGGGCUGCAGGGGCUGCGAGGCAGCUCUGUGUAGCCUGCAGUGCGAAAGCCCCACAGGCGCUCAUCUCUGGGCUGGUGAGAGGGUCCUGCUUAGCCUCCGUCUUUAGCGGAGAAUGCAGAAGGCCCGGCCAUGGAGAAGAGGCCGCCCUUCGCUAGGAGGGAGUUCCCUCCCAGGGAGGCGCCAUCCCUCUCCUUGGCGUUGCUGCUUGCGGCCGUCCUCCUCCUUAACGCCUUUCUCUACCUGUACCUCAACAAGGUUUACAUCUCCUCGGGACGUACCGAAGCAGACCCUGGCCUCUGCCCUUCCGGGUACUUCAAAUUCGGAACAGUGAAGAAUUGUUCCCCGUGGCUCUCCUGUGAAGCCAUAAACAGGGAAGUCAGGAAACUCAAGCGUGUUGGUGAAGGUGCCGUGAAAAAGGUCUUCCUUUCCGAAUGGAAGGAAAACAAAGUGGUCCUUUCACAGCUGACCAACUCGGAGCUGAAGGAGGAUUUUCUCCAUGGACUGAAGAUGCUGAGAGCACUUCAAAGCAAGUAUGUUGUCCGUCUGCUUGGCUACUGUGAGCAGCAGUUCACAAUCCUCACUGAGUACCAUCCUCUGGGCUCCCUGAGGGGCCUGAAUGAGACUCUGCACAUGUCCAGGUACAAGGGCAUGAACACCUGGCACCGCAGGUUGAUGCUUGCUAUGGACUACGUGAGCGUCAUUCGGUAUCUGCACAGCAGCCCUCUGGGCACCUUCGUGAUGUGUGACUCAAAUGACCUAGAUAAGGUCCUCUCUCAGUAUCUCCUAACGAGUGACUUUCACAUCCUGGUGAAUGAUCUGGACGCUUUGCCUCUGGUGAACAGGAGUGCUGGCAGGCUGGUGAAGUGUGGUCACCGCGAGCUGCAGGGUGAGUUUGUGGCUCCUGAGCAGCGUUGGCCCUAUGGAGAGGAGGUGCCAUUUGAGGAUGACCUCAUGCCUCCCUACGAUGAGAAAACAGACAUCUGGAAAAUCCCUGAUGUCACCAAUUUUUUCUUGGGCCACGUUGAAGGAAGUGACAUUGUGCGACUGCAUUUGUUUGACAUCCAUGCAGCAUGUAAGAAGAAGGACCCAGCUGAAAGGCCUUCUGCCCAAGAGGUCUUGGACGCCUACAGGAAGGUUUUGACUCUGCUUGUUCGGGAGGCAGCCCUACCUGGCACUAGGGAAAUGUUAUAGUGAACCAUGAGACAAACAGCAUAUGGAUGGCACUUGAUGCCUUUCCUACUUAUUUAUCUUUCAAAAGGACAAAAUCCCUGUCCCCAAACAAAAGAGAAGAACAACUGAAUUUCUAGCUUUUGAUUUUAAAACAUACAGUCCACCCAAUAUUGGAGCUCUGCAAGCUUCCCAUUGGCUUGGUCAGUCUAUUAUUGGAAGAGGGAGGAGCACGAGAAAUUAAGUUAUUUGAGUCCAUGACAGAGUUUAUUCCUUAAAAAAUAAAAUUUUACAACAUUUACACAAAA